AUGGGCGGUGGGGCCCGGCAGCUGGCCGGGUACCUGGCGGCUGUGGCCGGCUGGCUGGCAGCGCUGGCCGCGGCCGUGCUGCCGCACUGGAGGCAGAGCUCGUAUGCUGGAGACGCCAUCAUCACGGCCGUGGGGCUCCACGAGGGGCUGUGGAUGAGCUGCGCUGCCCAGAGCACCGGGCAGGUCCAGUGCCGCCUGCACGACUCGCUGCUCUCCCUCGAAGUUCACAUCCAGACAUCCCGGGCUCUCAUGGUCAUUUCUCUGCUCCUGGGCUUCUUUGGCAUCAUCGUGAGCGUGGUGGGCAUGAAAUGCACUAAGGUUGGGGAGGAGGAUCCUGUCACCAAGAGCCGCAUUGCUGUUGCUGGAGGUGUCCUCUUCGUUCUCUCUGGUCUGUGCACGCUGGCUGCCGUGUCGCUGUACGCAACGCAGGUCACCCAUGAGUUCUUCAGAGAGAGCAUCGUCCCCAUCAAUGCGAGGUACGAGUUUGGCUCUGCUCUCUUCGUGGGCUGGGGGGCCUCCAGCCUCUCCAUGCUGGGGGGGUCCCUCCUGUGCUGCUCCUGCCCUGCCAAGGAGCGCCGAGGCCAGCAGUACCAGCGGCAGCCCCAGCCCUCCACGGCCCGGGAGUACGUCUGA
Cyanistes caeruleus (blue tit) is the source of this 633-nucleotide messenger RNA. RefSeq names its product claudin 19 (gene CLDN19). NCBI's taxonomy places the organism in Eukaryota, Metazoa, Chordata, Aves, Passeriformes, Paridae. The record is from RefSeq and is a predicted model, not a curated record. Gene Ontology annotation, cellular component: bicellular tight junction; membrane. Gene Ontology annotation, molecular function: structural molecule activity.